AUGGCCUGGACCAGUAAUAUCUCCUGGUUUAAUCAUCUUGCUCUACAUGAAGAACAUUUUAGGAGGUACUUAAACAGCACAGAGGAUUACUUAGCCUUUCUAUGUGGGCCCAGACGGAGCCAUCUGUUCUUACCUAUGGCUUUGGUGUACACCCUGAUCUUUGUUGUUGGGGUGGUAGGUAACUUCUUAGUUUGCUUGGUAAUCCUCAAGCACCGGAACAUGAAGACCCCGACCAAUUACUACCUCUUCAGUCUUGCCAUUUCAGAUCUGCUUGUGCUGCUUUUUGGGAUGCCACUGGAAGUCUACGAGAUGUGGAGCAACUACCCCUUCUUGUUUGGGCCCAUCGGCUGCUAUUUGAAGACUGCACUCUUUGAGACAGUGUGUUUUGCCUCCAUCCUCAGUGUGACCACCGUCAGCGUGGAGAGAUAUAUUGCCAUCCUUCACCCUUUCCGUGCCAAGCUGGAAAGCACUCGCAAGCGUGCCCUGAGGACCAUCGUGGUGCUUUGGGUUCUCUCUGUCCUCUUCGCCCUCCCCAACACAGGCACCCAUGGCAUCAUGCUGCAGUAUUUCCCUAAUGGCACCCUGAUCCCUGGCUCUGCUACCUGCACUGUAGUCAUGCCCAUGUGGAUCUAUAACUGUAUUGUCCAGAUUACUUCUUUUCUCUUCUAUGUCCUGCCUAUGGCGGUAAUAAGUGUGCUGUACUAUCUGAUGUGUCUAAGAUUGAAAGGAGACGAAUCUUUGGAAGUGGAGGAAAUGGCUGUGAAUGUUCAGAGACCAUCCAGGACAUCAGUUACCAAGAUGUUGUUUGUCCUUGUGAUGGUUUUUGCUAUCUGCUGGGCUCCAUUCCACAUAGACAGACUUUUCUUCAGCUUUGUUGUAGAAUGGACUGAGCCUCUGGCUAAUAUAUUCAAUUUGAUUCACGUGGUGUCAGGUGUUUUCUUCUAUCUGAGCUCUGCUGUGAACCCCAUCAUUUACAAUCUGUUGUCCCAGCGCUUCAGGAUGGCUUUCCUCAGUGUGAUUUCUCCUUGCUGCAAGCACUGGGCCCCUAAACAUUCCAUCAGCAAGACUUCUGCCCAGCAGAACAUCUUCAUGGUUGAGGACCACAAUCUCAUGGAUUCUGCUGAAGACACAAGUCUCCCUGGCACACACAGGACAUCUGUCAGCAGUUCUCAGCUCUCCACCGGACUGUGACUGUUGUG
Messenger RNA from Melopsittacus undulatus (budgerigar), 1199 nucleotides. RefSeq names its product neuromedin U receptor 2 (gene NMUR2). Lineage: Eukaryota; Metazoa; Chordata; Aves; Psittaciformes; Psittaculidae. Gene Ontology annotation, molecular function: neuromedin U receptor activity. The record is from RefSeq and is a predicted model, not a curated record. Bases 1 to 1191 code for a protein of 396 amino acids. Gene Ontology annotation, cellular component: plasma membrane. Gene Ontology annotation, biological process: neuropeptide signaling pathway. The transcript has 4 exons.